Molecule: messenger RNA, 1826 nt
Organism: Cynoglossus semilaevis (tongue sole)
Lineage: Eukaryota; Metazoa; Chordata; Actinopteri; Pleuronectiformes; Cynoglossidae
Gene: crhr2
Product: corticotropin-releasing factor receptor 2
Exons: 16
Coding region: 615-1826 (403 amino acids)
Biological process (GO): long-term synaptic potentiation; adenylate cyclase-modulating G protein-coupled receptor signaling pathway; cell surface receptor signaling pathway
Cellular component (GO): plasma membrane; axon terminus; dendrite
Molecular function (GO): G protein-coupled peptide receptor activity; peptide hormone binding; corticotropin-releasing hormone receptor activity
Source: RefSeq, a predicted model, not a curated record
UGCGGGAGUCGAUGAGUGCUACCUGAAAACAGCAUUUCCAGAAAAUGGGAAGGUUUCCCCGUAUUACAAGAACACUUAAUAUCCAAAGUGACGCAGCAGAGGCCAGAUGAGGACGUGAAAGACAGUUUCUACACUCAUAGACAUCAUGGACACGUUUGAGGUGACAGGUUGAGCCUCACAGCAAGAAGUGUCCUGAUGAGGGAAACCUAGGAAAUGAACCUGAGCCUCAGCCCUAACCUCAGCCCUGAAUGACUCAACCUCAUUAAAAUGCAAAGAAGCAAUACCGUAGAAACAUCACUAGACCCUGACCUGUGGAGUCUUUGCAUUUCAGCAACUUCCCAUUUCCAUAGCUUCAGUUCUGACUCAUGCAAAGACGGGGUUUUCCCUCAAACAUCUCCAUCUCCUCGGACAUCUCUGUCCUGGUCGUCUGUCUGAUAAGCAUGAUGGAUGGAUGGGUGCGCGGAGGCGCAUCCUCUGAUUGGCCAGACGCGCUCUCCCAGCAGGAGCGCUGCUCUCUCCACUUGUCGUUCCGAUUCACACCCCCGUGAACACCGCUGUGUGCGCUGUGUCCAGCUCAUCUCCGACUUAAUCUCCUGCAAUUUCCAACUGUCGACAUGGACGCCACCAUCUAUCAGUUCAUCCUGGGAGAGCUCGGGGACCUUAACUGUAGUUUGAUAGACGCGUUCCAGGACACUUUUUUGGAAAACGCCACCUUAUCACUGCUGGGUGCUGAUGGUUUAUUUUGUAACGCAACGACUGAUGAGAUUGGGACCUGCUGGCCACGGACCAUUACCGGCAGGAUUGUGGAGAGACCCUGCCCUGAGUACAUCAACGGGGUGAAGUACAACACAACCAGGAGUGCUUACAGGGAGUGCAUGGAGAACGGGACGUGGGCGUUAAAGAGCAAUUACUCCAAUUGCGAGCCGAUUUUGGAGGAGAAGAGGAAAUAUCCAGUGCAUUAUAAAAUAGCACUGAUCAUCAACUACCUAGGCCACUGUAUCUCCGUGGGAGCUCUGGUCGUGGCUUUCAUUCUCUUUUUGUGCCUGAGGAGCAUCCGAUGUCUUCGUAACAUCAUCCACUGGAACUUGAUCACCACCUUCAUCCUGAGGAACGUUAUGUGGUUUUUGCUUCAGUUGAUUGACCAUAAUAUUCACGAAAGCAACGAGCCCUGGUGUCGAUUGAUCACCACCAUAUACAACUACUUUGUGGUGACCAACUUUUUCUGGAUGUUUGUCGAAGGAUGCUACCUUCACACAGCCAUCGUAAUGACCUACUCCACCGAUAAGCUGAGAAAGUGGGUGUUCCUUUUCAUCGGGUGGUGUAUACCGUUUCCCAUCGUUGUGGUGUGGGCCAUUGGGAAGUUGUAUUAUGAAAAUGAACAAUGUUGGUUUGGCAAAGAGCCAGGCAAAUAUAUGGACUUUAUUUAUCAGGGGCCUGUGAUUCUUGUACUACUGAUCAAUUUUGUUUUCCUCUUCAACAUAGUAAGAAUCCUUAUGACCAAACUCAGAGCGUCGACCACGUCUGAAACCAUCCAGUACAGAAAAGCAGUGAAAGCCACCCUGGUCCUGCUCCCCCUGCUCGGCAUCACAUACAUGCUCUUCUUCGUCAAUCCGGGGGAGGACGACAUCUCACAAAUCGUUUUCAUCUAUUUCAACUCCUUCCUACAGUCUUUUCAGGGGUUCUUCGUGUCAGUGUUUUAUUGCUUUCUAAAUGGAGAGGUUCGCUCUGCAGUGAGAAAACGGUGGCACCGCUGGCAGGACAACCAUGCGCUUCGCGUGCGAGUGGCACGCGCACUAUCCUCCGUCAAAGCGAAGGAAACCUUCUGA